AUGGAUCAAGAUGCUCCUAUUGCCGUCAUUGGCCUGUCUUACCGUGCGCCUGGUAUUGGGAGGAAAGGACUGUGGGAAUACUUGGAGCAGGCCAGGUCUGCCUGGUCCAAGUUUCCUGAAGAGAGGUUCGACUCCUCGGCGUACUGGAAACCUGGAGGGGACAGAUCUGGCGUCUUCAGGGCCGAGGGAGCGCACUUUUUACCUGAAGACAUCUAUGCCUUUGAUGCCGGAUUCUUCCACAUGAGAGCCGAGGAGGCUCGGACAUCGGAUCCACAACAUAGACUGAUGCUAGAAUGUGCUUUGGAGGCAGCUGAAGAUGCUGGCAAGAGCUUGCUCGAUCUUGCCGGUAAAAAGAUCGGCGUCUUCAUAGGGUCCGGCCAGCACGAGUAUUCGCAACGUCUCGGCGACGACCACCACGCUGCCAAUACCUUUUCCGCAACCGGUGUUGCACCUUGCAUGGUUUCAAACCGCCUCUCGUAUUUCUUUGACAUUGACGGCCCGAGCGUUGCCCUCGACGCCGCAUGUGCAAGCAGUGUCUAUGCCGCACACCAGGCUGUUUCGGCACUUCGCAACGGCGAAUGCAAUGCUGCGUUUGUCGGAGCAGCAGCGCUAUCCCUGGGCCCCGGCGGAUGGCUUGCCCUUGAGAAAACAGGAGCGCUGUCAUCGCAUGGGAGGAGUUACUCGUAUGACGAAAAGGCAGCGGGUUUUGGUCGCGGUGAGGGUGCCGCAUGUCUUCUCAUUAAACGCAUAGAUGACGCCAUCCGUGAUGGCGAUCCAAUUCAUGCCGUGAUUCGGAGCUCAGCCUGCAAUCAUGGCGGGCGUUCCGAGGGAAUUACCAUGCCAAACGGCGUGGCACAUCGGGAGUUACUUCGGACAGUUCACGAGAAAGCUGGGCUGGAUCCUUCACAGACUCCUGUGGUUGAAGGCCAUGGAACAGGAACAGCAGCCGGUGACCCUAUCGAGGCUGGUGCUUUCGCCGCCGUGCUGGGGAAAGACCGAACUUCAUCAAACCCCAUUUAUAUUGGAUCUGUGAAAUCCAAUUUCGGACAUCUAGAGGGAGCUAGCGGGAUUCUCGGCAUGGUCAAGGCAAUCCUGAUGAUCGAAAACGGCAUAAUCUUGCCAACGGCAGGAUUCGAGAAGAUGAACCCUAGGAUCCAAGGAAAGGAGAAGCUCGUGGUACCCGCGGCCCCAAUUCCAUGGCCAAGUGAAGAACCAAGACGAGUCAUGGUAACAAACUUUGGCUUCGGUGGAAGUAACUCUGCCAUUAUUUUGGAAGACGCCUCAGCGUGGCUGCCCAAACGGGUGCCAAAUGGGACAAAUGGCACGAGCACUUUGAACGGCAUUCACGGCGUAAAUGGGACCAACGGUACGAAUGGAUAUCAUGGUGCUCGUCUGACAAAUGCUACAAAUGGCAGUGACGGGACGAAUGGCCUGCACCAAUCAAACGGAGCAACUGAGGCAAAUGGAUGUAGCAGUGAGAGUGCCGGAACUGAGGAUCCGCGCCUGUUUGUGCUGUCUGCGCGGACUGAGAAGAGUCUGAUUUCCUACCUGACGUCUUUUGACGAAUACCUUGACGAGGCUCCCGAGCCCGACGAGUUCAUCAAAAACCUCAGCUACACUCUAGGUCAGCGCCGCACACAAUACCCUUAUCGUGUCUCUGCUGUUGCCGAUUCGGUCGCCACCCUUCAGGAGAAGCUGUCGACGGCGAAACCCACGCGAGCCAAAGAUCACGCCAUUGCAUUUGCUUUUACAGGCCAAGGCGCACAAUACGCCGGCAUGGCUGUUGGCCUGCGACAUUAUAAAGUAUUUGCCAACGCCAUUGACGAAGCCGAAGAGCAUCUGCGAGCUAUGGGAGCGCCGUGGAGCUUGACUGAAGAGCUUAGCAAGACGCAAGAUGACUCACGAGUCGAUGAAGCCGAGAUUAGCCAACCGGCAUGUACUGCGGUGCAGCUUGCGCUGGUGACGUUGCUUAGAAGCUGGGGCAUCAACCCGACGGCAGUCACAGGCCAUUCUAGUGGAGAGAUAGCUGCGGCCUUUGCAGCAAAUUUGAUUACGUUCAAGGCCGCCGUGGCCAUAUCAUAUUUCCGAGGGCAGGCAGCGGCCCUCUUGGCCCGUGAGCAGAAACAACAAGGCGCCAUGUUGGCUGUUGGUGUCGGAUUCGAAGAGGCGUCGACACUGAUCGAGCAACACGCAAAUGGUCAUUAUGCGACCGUAGCCGCAAUCAAUAGCCCAAAGAGCGUAACAAUCUCGGGCGACCAGCUCGCCAUUGAGCACAUUCGAAAAGCUGCAGAAGCAGAGGGCCUGUUUGUUCGCAAGCUAAAAGUACAAAUGGCAUACCACUCCCGGCACAUGGAAGAGGUGGCGGGCUUUUAUCUCGAGGCAAUCCAGCCUUUUUGUCAAGCUGAACAGCAUGUAAGAGCCCCAGAGGAUAUAUCUAGCCCUGAAUUUGUGUCCUCGGUCACCGGACACGUAUGGGAAGAAAAUGGCCUCGAUGCCUCGUACUGGGUCCAAAACUUGGUCCGGCCGGUCAAAUUUGCAAGUGCCAUCCAAAGCAUGCUUGCGUCUCGGAAGAACGUCAAGUCAAGUACUGUCAGGGAUACUGCUCCAGACGUGAUUCUGGAAAUCGGCCCGCACGCUGCUCUGAAGAAUCCGAUCAAGCAAACUGUAGAGCUCGCCCAAAUUGAGCCAGGGCUCAAGACGUCGUUCACGUAUCUCUCCUCGCUUGUACGGGGAACAAAAGGCAUUGACGCGCUCCUGAGCCUUGCAGGAGCCCUUUUCAACAUGGGAGUCCCGAUACUUCUCGACCAAGUCAACCAAACUACCAUGCAUAAUGCUCAUGUAGUCACCGGCCUUCCUGCAUAUGCGUGGGACAAGUCUGUGAGCUACGAGGUCAGGCCGCGGGCCACUCACCAGAAACUCUUCCCGGGAGAGACUUUUCAUCCUCUGCUGGGAAGGAGAGUCGCCACCGACGGAGGGAAGCAGCAUAUAUACAGACAGGUCUUCAAUCUCGACGAAAUGCCCUGGAUUCGGGACCACGUGGUGGCCGGGGCAGUCAUCUUCCCCAUGACGGGAUACAUGUCGUGCGCUAUCGAGGCUGCAAGGAGGGCACUGACUGCCCCGGCGGCGGCUUUUCUCAUCCAAGAUUUCCACGUUGUCACGAGCAUGGAGAUUCACGAAGAGGAGUCCGUCGACAUGGUGACGAGGAUUUGGCCCGCUGCUCUCGGGACCGGGUCGUUCUCGUCGACGACUUGGUCGUUUGAGAUUUCCACCUGGAAACAGGCCACCGGAUGGACCAUACAUGCAUACGGUCGAAUCGAGCCUGAGACGGCAGAGAUGACUACUGAAACCCCGACGCUGCAAGUGGCCCUGCCGCUUGUAGACGCAACUCCGAAUCUGAUUGAGCAUGACAUCGCGCACGCAUACGAGUAUGCGGGUGUGAGGGCCACAAAAUACGGUACAACAUUCCGCAACUCGGUGAGGUUCUUCGAGGGAGAUGGGUUUACCGUUUUGGAGCAUCGGCUUCGCGACCUCGAGCCGUGGCAGCAAAUCCCCGGCCCUUACGGCUCCCAUGUUACUGUCGAUCCUCCAACGCUAGACGGCUUUCUUCAAGGCGGCGGUCCUCUCCAGGUGACUGAGGACGGAAGGCGGCCCGCGCAGAUGCCCAACUACAUUAGUCGCUUUAGAAUCUCCAACAAGAUCCCAGCAGGCCCGAAACAGCGCUUCGACAUCGUCACACGCUUGCUGGAUUACGACGUCAAGGGCGGACGGCUGCGUAUCAGCGUCUCUGCCUUCCUAAGACAGGCGGAUGGCUCGCUCGCUCCCGUAGCAGAAUGGGAGUCUGUGUCGUUCCGUUCCAUCGGAUCGGCCGACGAAGAUGCUGACCCGGCGGCCAGUCUCCCGGACAACUGGGUCUGGGAAUUGCUGCCCAAAAUCGACUUCAUGGAGCCAGACGAGGUAUCGAGGAAGUUUCAUGUUGGCAGCUUCGAAGAGGCCCAAGUCAUGCACAUGCGCAACCUAGAAAUCGUGGCGUCAUACUACCUCCUUCACGGACUGAAAGAGACGGAGGGGGAUGAUCGCUCGAAUUUGCCAUUCCACCUGGCACGUUUUGUGAAUUGGGCAACCCGAUACAUUGCCAAAAACAAGGUCGAGUUUGAUACCGAGCCAACGGCUUUGCUUGACAAGGUGCGACGUCACGAUGCGCAGGGUGAGAUGCUAUGCGCCGUUGGCGAGCGCCUGGUGCCGAUCCUGCGAGGGCAAGUAGAACCGCUUGAAAUCAUGCUCGCAGACGGCCUCCUCACACGCCAUUACGAGGCGGACGUGGUGAAUGAGCGUCUCAGCAAGGUCCUCGGCGACGUGGUCCUCGGCAUUUCCGAUCUGGAGCCAAACCUGCGCAUCCUGGAAAUCGGAGCCGGAACUGCCGGUACGUCGCUGCCUGUUCUCGAGGCUCUGUCCAGGCGUACCAAGCAGGGCGCCUUUCUGGAAUACACGUUUACGGACAUUUCUUCUGGGUUUUUCGAAAACGCUCGAGCCAAAUUGGCCAAGUGGGCGCAGCGCAUCACGUAUAAGAAGCUCGACAUCAGCCAGGAUUGCCUUGCCCAAGGAUUCGAAGCAGAGGAAUUCGACGUCGUCAUCGCGGCCAAUGUGCUCCACGCGACCAAGAACAUGUCCACCACGAUGAACAACCUGCGGGUUCUGCUGAAGCCAAGGGGCAAACUAGUCGUGCUGGAGGGGAACCAUCACCCGGCAUUGGCCUUGCCGUUUGUUUUGCUGCCUGGCUGGUGGUAUGCCGAAGAUGACUACCGUGACCUCGAGGAGGGACCCAUGAUGCCCACAGACGUGUGGAAUCGCCUCCUCGUAGACACUGGCUUCUCCGGACUCGACGCCUGCAUCCAGGGCGGUCUUGGCUCUGGCGAUCAGACGAUGAGCAUCAUGUGUUCGAGCAAAGUGGACCGCCAGGAAGAGACGGGGCCUGUCGUUGUCUGCGGGCCGUUGAUUGACGAUGAAGAAGUCGCCUUUGCCGAGAACCUGGCGGACGCUAUAUCAGACCUUGGCUUUGCAGUCGAGACGAAGCCCCUUGCCGAGGUCGACUUUUCGAAUAACUCGUACUACAUCGUGAUUGACUCGCCGGAGACGCCUCUCCUGCGGGACGUCUCUGCUGAGAGAUUUCACACCAUCAAGAGCUUGCUCGUACACAACGCAGGGCUCCUGUGGGUUAUUCCCGAGGGCGACGUCCCCGAGUGCAAGUCCAUCAAAGGCAUGCUUCGCACGCUGCGGAUCGAGGCAGGCAACAAGAGCCUCCUUUCAUUUGACCAAGUGCCACACACGCAACGGGGCCUCUCUGGUAUUCUAAAGCUGAUGAGAACACUGGUGGACUCGGAGAUGACGCGCGCUCAGGACCAGGACUUUGUGUGGCACAAGGACUCGAUCCAUUUGCCUCGCAUGCGCAUGCUGAAGGACACCAAGGAGCAAUUCGCCGUAGAACAAGGCGUCUCGUUCCGCAAAGAACAAAACAUCUGGAAAGGCGAUGGCGCGUUGGAGAUGACAAUCGAUGUGGCCGGCAGCCCCGACUCCAUAUACUUUCGCAGAACCGACGACUUGCAAACGCCGCUUGGCGAGGACGACAUCAUCGUCCAAGUCCAAGCGGUGGGCGUCGGCCACCGAGACCUCGAUCUCGUGCUGGGGGCCAUUUCCUGGGCUCCGCCAGGCUUUGACGGAGCCGGCAAGGUCGUCAAGGUGGGCUCCGGGGUGGCAGAUUUGCAAGAGGGCGACAAUGUCUUCUUCUUGGCGCUGGAAGGAAGUGCCUUUUCGACGUAUAAGAAGAUGCCGGCAUGGCAUGCCGCCAGAGUUCCAGGGUACAUUAGCAUCACGGAUGCUGCCAGCAUGCCGCUAGCAUACUCUCUUGCCGUCCUGGCACUGGUCCGCACCGCUCGUCUGCAAAAGAAUGAGACUGUGCUUAUUCACUCGGCGGCUGGGGCGGUAGGCCAGGCGUGUGUUGUUAUCGCGCAGCAUCUAGGGGCUCGGGUAUUCGCAACGGCGGGCACCGGUGACAAGAGAGAGUUUCUACACAAGACACUGGGGGUUCCUUCAGACCAGAUAUUCUCGAGCCGCAACUCUCAGUUCAGAGAUGGUAUCCUGUGUGCGACGAAAGGAAAGGGUGUGGAUGUCAUUGUGAAUGCGCUUGGCGGAGAGCUCCUGGCCGACACUUGGGCAUUGGCCGCGCGAUUCGGCCGAUUCGUGGAAAUCGACAAAAAGGCCGCCUUUCAGAAUAACAGCUUGCCCAUGAGAACGUUUGAAAAGAACGUUUCCUUCAGCAGCAUCGAUCUGCGUGGACUGUUUCAACAUCGACCGGAAGAGGUCAAGGACGUUUUUGGCCAGGUGGUGCAGCUACUUCGGCGUCACGUCGUUGUUCCUAUCAAGCCUGUAUCGGUUUUACCAAUUUCUCAGUUUUCCACGGGUCUACGCAAGCUUCGGUCCGGUGAAAACAUGGGCAAAAUCGUCAUAACGUUGGGUCCAGAUCAAAAUGUCAUGGCUGAGAGUGCGUUACGGCCGACGGCAUUUUCGUUGAAGAGCGACGCGACCUAUCUGAUAACUGGAGGAACCCGCGGCAUCGGUCUGAGUCUGGCGUACUGGAUGAUUGACAAUGGAGCACGAAAUGUUGUUGUUCUGGGCCGCAGCGGUAGCUCCGGCGCAGAAGUUCAGAAGUUGUUGAAGAAAUACGACGCAACUGGCAUCAACGUUCGAGCUCUGGCCUGCGACGUCGGAUCUCGAGCGGAACUCGCCAAGGUUGUCGAGUCCAUUCGAGAUCUUCCACCCGUUCGUGGUGUUGUGCACAGUGCUCUUCUCCUUAGCGAUAAAUUGUUUGAGAAUACCACCUACGAGGACUGGGAGAUUGUCAUGGGCCCUCGAGUCCAGGGUGCAUGGAACCUCCACGAGCUCAUGCCUGACGACCUCGACUUCUUCAUAGCUCUCGGGUCUUUUCUCGGUGACACCGGAAACGGCGGGCAAGCCAUCUAUGCCGGUACAGCAGCCUUUUACGACGCCUUUGCCCAGUAUCGCAACGCCCGUGGCCAGCACACCGUUUCCAUUGCCCUGCCCGUGGUUCUGGACGUGGGUUACGUCGCUGACAGAAGCCUCAGCAGCCUUCUUCAGGAGACGCUAGGCGCAACGCUGACAAUGGCCAAUAUACAGACCAUCGUCAAAGCCAUUAUUAGCAAGUCUUCAAACUUCUAUCACGACGGCAAGACGGCCGUUUUCAAACUCUAUCUUGACAACAAGGCAGUACAAGAUGGACCAUGGGAGUAUCUUCAUCCGGUGCAUGCAAUAGAGCGCUUCAAGGCCGACAAGAAGAAGAGAGACGGAGCCGGCGGAAGUGGAGGUGCGGAUAUGUAUUCAACGUCUUGGACAGCGGCUGAGAACCCAUUAGAGGGCCUCACAGAGGCACUCAUCACCAAGGUUGCGGCCAUGGCCAUCAUGGAGCGCGACGAGGUGCUGGCCGAUGCGCCCGUGGCAUCGUAUAAUCUGGACUCACUCGUGUCUGUCGAGUUGCGCAACUGGAUCCGCAGGGAGACGGGCGUCGAGUUGCUUCUAAGCGCCAUCACACAAGCAGCAAGUCUACGAACGCUCGCAACGGAGAUUCUAGAGCAACGGGGGGCAAUCAAGCAGGUAUAA
This is a messenger RNA of Metarhizium acridum CQMa 102, 7668 nucleotides long. Its product is annotated as polyketide synthase. Lineage: Eukaryota; Fungi; Ascomycota; Sordariomycetes; Hypocreales; Clavicipitaceae. Gene Ontology annotation, molecular function: fatty acid synthase activity; oxidoreductase activity; phosphopantetheine binding. The record is from RefSeq and is a predicted model, not a curated record. Gene Ontology annotation, biological process: secondary metabolite biosynthetic process; fatty acid biosynthetic process.